CAGGAGCUCCUUCCUGGUCUCCCACUUUGUGAGUGGCAGGAACUCAAGCACUUAAGGAUCAUCUGAUGCGUCCAUGGGUCGGUGGCCGGGAGAUGGGUCAAGAUUGUGAAUAUGCUGUGUGGUGCCGCUAUCCUGAAUCGCAGCUUAACCAAGCAGAACAUAACAUGCACUCUAGAAGGACUCUUGACCUGACUUUGUUUCUCACUCAUCUCCCUAGGGUGGUAUUAGGAAUUCUUCACGUGAGCAAGAGUUGGCCCUCAGGUCCUAUGUGUUGGUUGAGUCUGUCUGCAAAAAUCUUCAGAUGCUGGCUAUGGUAGUGGCUUCUCAGAAUGCUGUGUUGUUGGAAGGGCCAAUAGGAUGUGGCAAAAUGUCCUUGGUGGAACAUUUAGCUGCCAUGACAGGUAGAAGGAAGCCUCCUCAGCUUCUCAAAGUCCAGCUUGGUGACCAGACCGACUGUAAGAUGCUGUUGCGGAUUUAUCGCUGCACAGAUGUUCCUGGAGAGUUUGUGUGGCAGCCUGGCACCCUGACACAGGCAGUGACAAAGGGCCACUGGAUCCUUGUGGAGGAUAUUGACUAUGCCCUCUUAGAUGUGGUUUCUGUACUGAUCCCUCUAUUGGAGAAUGGAGAGGACUUGAUUCCUGGCCGAGGUGACUGUCUGAAAGUGGCUCCUGGAUUUCAGUUCUUUGCAACAAGGAGAUAUGUCCUAUUAACUUUUCUCUUCCUCUGGUGCCAAGCUGAGAAAUACUGGAAUAGAGUGCCCUGUAUCCACUUCAAGUAG
Messenger RNA from Ochotona princeps (American pika), 778 nucleotides. Its product is annotated as midasin-like. Gene Ontology annotation, molecular function: ATP binding; ATP hydrolysis activity. The transcript is spliced from 3 exons. Gene Ontology annotation, cellular component: preribosome, large subunit precursor. NCBI's taxonomy places the organism in Eukaryota, Metazoa, Chordata, Mammalia, Lagomorpha, Ochotonidae. Gene Ontology annotation, biological process: ribosomal large subunit assembly; rRNA processing. The record is from RefSeq and is a predicted model, not a curated record. The coding region runs from base 302 to 778 and encodes 158 amino acids.